AUAUUAUGGUAAUUCCAUUAGUAUACUCUUUAUAAAACCCUUCUUCCCCUACCGCCCACAAACCCUAGGUACAGCCCGGCUGCUGUUCGCUAACAGGGUUUCGAGUGAUUAGCAAACUUUUUCUGGAUUAGCAGCAAUGGCACCAAAAGAUAGUUCAAAAAAGCCUGAUGCAAAGGCACAAGCUGUCAAGGCUGCAAAAGCUGUGAAGUCUGGACCAACCUUUAAGAAGAAAGCUAAGAAGAUCAGAACCAAGGUCACAUUCCAUCGCCCAAAGACUCUAAAGAAGGAGAGGAAUCCCAAAUACCCCCGCAUUAGUGCUCCACCAAGGAACAAGCUUGAUCAUUAUCAGAUUUUGAAAUAUCCUCUUACUACUGAGUCAGCUAUGAAGAAGAUUGAAGAUAACAAUACCUUAGUUUUCAUUGUUGAUCUUCGUGCUGACAAGAAAAAAAUCAAGGAUGCAGUCAAGAAGAUGUAUGAUAUUCAAGCCAAGAAAGUGAAUACCUUGAUAAGGCCUGAUGGAACAAAGAAAGCAUAUGUAAGGUUGACACCAGACUACGAUGCAUUGGAUGUGGCAAACAAAAUUGGCAUCAUCUAAAUUAGUUCCUGGCUUUUUUCUAAUUUUCUUCAUUUUGUUUUGUUGAAGAGUAAGUUAUUAUUGUUGUGACAUCAAGCAGGAAUAUUUCUUAAAUUACGUUAAAACUUGUAAACCUGUGUUACUGCUGUUUGGUUAUGCUUCAUCUUUUUAAACAUAUGAAUUAGGUUUGAAGUUUCAAUUUACUUGUUCUGAA
Jatropha curcas is the source of this 788-nucleotide messenger RNA. Its product is annotated as large ribosomal subunit protein uL23. Gene Ontology annotation, cellular component: ribosome. Gene Ontology annotation, biological process: translation. NCBI's taxonomy places the organism in Eukaryota, Viridiplantae, Streptophyta, Magnoliopsida, Malpighiales, Euphorbiaceae. Gene Ontology annotation, molecular function: structural constituent of ribosome; rRNA binding. The record is from RefSeq and is a predicted model, not a curated record.